This is a messenger RNA of Uranotaenia lowii, 1656 nucleotides long. Its product is annotated as trafficking protein particle complex subunit 12. The coding region runs from base 126 to 1541 and encodes 471 amino acids. Gene Ontology annotation, molecular function: protein binding. Gene Ontology annotation, cellular component: Golgi apparatus; TRAPP complex. Lineage: Eukaryota; Metazoa; Arthropoda; Insecta; Diptera; Culicidae. The record is from RefSeq and is a predicted model, not a curated record. The transcript has 2 exons.
GUGUUUAGGUGAAUAGUUUUUUUGUUGUUCAAAGGGUCGAAAAAUAUUCCAAAUUUCUUCAAUCAAUCGAUAGUUUCACUUCUUUCUAGUGUUAAACUGUAUUUUGGAGUGAAUUUCGUGCAGGAAUGUCGGAUAAUCUAGAGCCUAGCCUGAGCCAAUAUUUUGCAAAUGACCCUCCCAGUUUCUUUGACCAGCUGGCAGAAAAGGAAGGUAAAACGGCUCCAGUUCCGGAUGUAUACACUUCCUAUGACUUUCUGCAAUCAUCUUCGACUCAGGCACAAAUCACCGUACCGGACGGGGUGCGUGAUUUGUGGGAACUUCCGGUUAGUGAACCAGGUAUGCAACCAGCACUUACAAUGCCCGGUGUGAGUGUGGCCACGGAUUUGAACGACCCAGUUCAGGAAGCAGUAAGCUUUCUGGUGGAUCCGGUAGAGGCUCAGCACCGAAAAAUACUGUCCCCAGAUGAUGUAACUCAAGAUGAACGGGGUUUGAGGGAACUGAUCGAGCAUGGAUGUUUCCGUUCGGCCGUCAAUUUGACUGCUCGAUUGCUAACGAUCAAACAGCAAGGCUUCGGGAGAGCUGGUUAUACGGUAAAACAUACGCCAAAUUCGCUUCAACUUUGGUUCACUCGGUUGGCCUUGCUUGUGAAAUUGGGACAAUUCGACAUAGCAAGAGUAGAAGCGGAACCAUUUGGUGCUUUGAAUAAACCGGAUGUGUUUUAUGAAUUCUAUCACCCGGAUAUGCAUGCAGACAAAAAAGGUUCUAUGGCUUCGUUUUCAUUCCGUUUGCUACUGGCAGAACUUCCAAUUUACUUAGGAAUUCCGCGGGUUGCUUUGGACCGUUUGACCGAUUUGAUGGCUAUUACCAGUCAAAUUAAGGAUUAUUUUGAUCGCUUGUCAGAAAACUCAAACAACAGAAAUGCUUACGAUUUUUGGCAUCUGAGAGAGAAACGAAUUCUCCAUUCAAUAGUGAACUGUGCACUUCUGAUCAAAGAUUUUAGUCUGGCAGAUCAACUUAUCCAAAAACUAGUUACAAACCCGAAAGCUUGCGAUGACGAAAAACGAUUCCUCCUAUCGGCUUGGGGCCGAAUAAGACUACAAUGCGGUGACAUAUACGGAGCAGAAAAGAAGAUUUCGGAAUCGAAACGUUUUCGCGAGGAUCAAAACAAUCCGGAUCUAAGAGAACUGAUCGACCGUGGGCUGCUUGCUGUAGCCCAGAACGAUUUUCAAAGUGCCUUUGGAUUAUUUCAAAAGGCUUCGGCUCUAGAACCGAGCAACACCAUGGUGUACAAUAAUAUGGGCGUUUGUUUGCUGUAUUCGGGGAAGCUAAAGGAGGCCAUUAAGGUGUUUGAGGGAGCUGUCCAACGCAAUCCGAAAACUGCCCUCAACGAAUCGUUGCUGAUCAAUCUGUCCACACUGUACGAGCUUGAGUCGAACAAUUCCAAGGAUAAAAAAGUAGCGCUGCUGAAGAUGGUCAACAAGCAUCGAGCGGAUUUGAGCGUUGGGUUGGAUGUUUGUUUAAAAUUACAGACCAUCGUUUAAAUGUUUCUAUGAGUAUGUUGAUUUUUUUAGGUAAAAUAAUAGCACAUUAAAGACAGAAUUUUUAGUUCAUAACGUGAUGUUUUCUAAAAUUGAACGAAUAUAACUUAUAAACAUG